GUGAUGUGGGAGGCGGGAGGGAGAUGUGGGGGGCAGGGCAGGGCCUCCCGUGGUGGUGGGAGAUGAGGGGACUGUGAAGGGAGACUGGAGCUGAUUAACUUGGGGACACUUGAGGGUCGAGAUAUCGGAAUGUCUGCAAAAAUCAAUAAUUUGGGGUUAUGAAGGGGAAGCAGCUUGCUGCAAAGAACUCCCUUCCUACACGACUCCCUUGUUUACCUGUGACAAGGCCAUAGGUGUAUCCUCAUGAAGGAAGUCACAUCCCUGUGCCACCCCGCUCUGAGCCCGGGGAGUCCUUGGCUCUGAUCUGGUAUCUGUCUGGCAUAAGUGACCUCAUUCAUGAGCAGUGGAGAAAUUGGAAGUGGCUGAUUUUGGAGUAGAGAGCCAGCACCCAGGCUGCUUCACCAUUUUGACCUAAAAGCCAUUUCCCAUUCCCUGUCCUGCCUGGAAGCCAUGGCUCUCAGGAACGAGAAAACUCACGUGAGAUGAGAAAGAAGAGGCCUCAGGACCGAGGGUAUGUUCCCAGUCCACAGACCUUUGACCAGAGGCCUUUUCCAGAGCAUCAGGACAGAGCAGAGCAGAUUUCCCAGGAACGGGGGAAGAUGAUCAAGUCACAGAUAUUGUUUGAGGACGUGGCCGUGGACUUCACGGUGGAGGAAUGGCAGCUCCUUAAUCCUGCUCAGAAGACCCUGUACAGAGACGUGAUGUUGGAGAACUACAGCAGUCUGGUUCUCUUGGGUUAUCAAAUGAUCAAACCUGAGGCGAUUUUUAAGCUGGAGCAAGAAGAGCCAUGGGUAUUAGGUGAAGAAAUCCUAAGUCAGAACUUUCCAGAAGAAGUCUGGCUAGAUAAUAAUCUCAAAAUGUGGCACCAGGAUAAUCAAGACAAGCUUAAACGUAUGGAGAGAGGCCAUGAAUAUGACGUCUUUGGGAAAAUGUUUCAUUCAGGCAUUAACUUUGAUAAUUUAGGAAUGAGAGCCCAUAAGUGUGGCACAGGUGAAAAAAGUUUGAAACAUCCUUUUGAUUUUCUUAUCCCAAAAAGUAACUGUGAAAGAAAGAAACCUGAUGAGCUUAAUAACAGAUUAUUAUUGUGUAUCAAACCUGACAGAACCUGUGGUGGAAUAAAAUAUUCUGAUUGCAACAAAUGUAGAAAAGUUAGCAGUAAAGAGCCAGGGCUCUGCAACCACAUACCACAUGCAGGAGUCUGUUUAUGCAUGGAAUGUGGCAAGGUUUUCAAGAAAAAAUCACAGCUCAUUGUACAUCAGAGAACUCAUACAGGAGAGAAGCCCUAUGGCUGCCGUGACUGUGGGAAAGCCUUCUCCCAGAAGUCACUACUCACUAUUCAUCAACGGAUUCAUUCAGGAGAAAAACCGUAUGGGUGUGGUGACUGUCAGAAAGCCUUCAGUAGGAAGUCACUGCUCGUUUUACAUCAGAGAACUCAUACGGGAGAGAAGCCCUAUGGCUGCAGCGACUGUGGGAAGGCCUUCAGCAGGAAGUCACAGCUUAAAAGACAUCAGAGAACCCACACAGUAGAGAAGCCCUAUGGGUGCAGUGAGUGUGGGAAAGCCUUCUCCCAGAAAAUAAAGCUCAUUACACACCAGAGGACACACACAGGAGAGAAGCCCUACAAAUGUAGUGAUUGUGGAAAAGCCUUCUUUUGGAAGUCACAGCUUAUUACUCAUCAGAGGGUGCAUACGGGGAAGAAACCAUAUGCAUGUAGUGAGUGUAGCAGAGCCUUCAGCAGGAACUCACUCCUCAUCAGGCAUCAAAGGAUCCACACAGGGGAGAAGCCCUAUGAGUGUAGCGAGUGUGGUGAAGCCUUCAUCAGAAAACCACAGCUUGUUAAACAUCACAUGACCCAUACAGGAGAGAAGAACUAUCAGUGCAGUAAUUGUGAAGAGGCCUUCUUUAAGAAGUCAGAACUAAUUAGACAUCAAAAAGUUCACUUAGGAGAAAAGCCCUAUGGAUGUGUUGAAUGUGGAAAAACCUUCUUUGGGAAGUCACAGCUCCUGACACAUCAGAGAACUCACACUGGAGAGAAGCCUUACGACUGCAGUGCCUGUGGGAAAGCCUUCUCCCAGAAGUCCAGCCUGGUAUCCCAUCAGAGGACACACACGGGGGAGAAGCCUUAUGAAUGCAGUGAGUGUGGGAAAACCUUCAGUGAGAAGUCGAGUCUCAUUCACCAUCAGAGAACUCAUACUGGAGAGAAGCCCUUUGAAUGUAGCGAAUGUAGGAAAGCUUUUGCCUGGAAGCCACAGCUUCUUAGGCAUCAGAGGAUUCACACAGGGGAGAAACCCUAUGAAUGCAGUGAGUGUGGGAAGGCCUUUGUUCAGAAAGUACAGCUCAUCAAGCAUCAGAGAAAUCAUACAGGAGAGAAGACCUAUGGCUGCAGUGACUGUGCAAAGGCUUUCUUUGAAAAGGCGCAGCUCAUUAUACAUCAGAGAAUUCAUACAGGAGAGAGACCCUAUAAAUGCGGGGAAUGUGGGAAGUCUUUCACUCGAAAGUCACACCUCAUGAGGCAUCAGAGGAUCCACACAGGAGACAAAUACUAUGGAUGCGGUGAGUGUGGGACAGCCUUCCACAGGAAGGCACAGCUCCUGAUACACCAGAGAAGUCACGUGCUGUAGACAUGGGUGAGUGCGGUGAGGACGGGAGUCCAUGUCAGUCCCCUGACACUCUGCCGUCAGUGUCAGACCCCUGACACUCUGAGGACACGUGCAGGAGAGAAACUCGGUCACUGCAGUGGCUGUCUCCUCAUACGGAGUUCAGAAAGAGAGUUUUUUUUUUUUAAGUGGACAGCAUAGGAAAGCCUUCUCCCAGAAAACAAAACUUAUUACAUAGUGAUGGCUCCUCAGCAUGGAAGUCUUGUGAUAAGUACAGACCUUUCGGUCAAAAGUGACAGCCUGUUAAAUGUUUAGAAUACCUAAACAGGAGAAAAACUCAACUGUCAUAACAAGUGAGUGAAAGAUUUCAUCAGAAAAGGGUAACUCAGAGUACACUAGAGAAUACGUACACAAAGGGAAUACUGAGUGUUAUGUAUUAGAGAUCUCAUGCAGAGGAGUAGUGCUAAUAGUCUGAAGAAUUUGAUAAGCAUGAUCCUAUUAAUUCUAUAAAGAUGUUGUGUUCAUUGUAUAUAAAUUAUUAUAAGAAAAUAGGCAUUUUAAAGUGGUAGCUGUGUUUUACGUGUGAAGACUUCUGUUUUCUGCUAUGGUGGUAUAAGAAGGACCAGAUAGACUCUCCUGCCUUAAACAGCUAGAAACUGUACCAUUUAUGAGAUGGUGGCUUUUAGACGUAUGUCUGGCACAGGUUUGUGAUCCCUGGCAGGAGGUGGACAAAGUGAGGAGAGCCCCACGACUGCCUAGUCUCGUCCCUGGGGGUAGCGUCCAGGCUGCAGGUCAGGGAGGGAAACAGACAUGGUCCUGCUGAACUGAAGACAGUUGCCGAGCUGGCGUUUGAGGAGCCCUGGUAGCUAGAAUUUGCAGGGAAAAGUGCUGCAGAGGAAGGAGCUCCCCAGAGAAGCUGCAGAAGUCCACAGUGAGUCCCCCUUGCGUCUCUGGCUUCAGUGCUGAUUCACACAUGUGUGGAAGGAAGCUGAGACCACAAGAGCAGCCCCAGAGCUCAGCGCAGGCUGUGGUGGCUCACAUUCCCACCAGCCACACGCAGGCAGUGUUUAGCACGUGGGCGUCAAGAGAGUUCCCAGAACAGCAUUGUCUUGGUGGGGAGGGUAACUAACCCUAGAUUAAAAGCUACUCUGGACCCACAGUGUCCUGCCUCCAAACACUUACCCGGCGUGCCAAGAGGCAGGAACAUAUGGCCCUACUCAGAAGAAAAAUCAGUCAGUAGAAGAGAAAAGACUAAAGUGAUUGGAAUUAGUAGACAAGGAUGUUCAAAUAGCUAUUGUAAGGAUAAAGCAGAGGAAAACAUGAAUUUGAUGAAACCUAAAGUGGAAGAUAUAUUUUUAAAAGUGCAAAUGGAACUUCUCAGGAUGAAAACAACAUCUGAUAAUUAAAAAAAAAAAAAACAACUAGAUGGAAUUAAGAACAUAGCAGAAAUAGAAGGAGGAAAAAAAAUCAAUGAAUUUGAAGAGUAAGUAUAAAAAUUAUCCAAAUGAUAUACACAGAGAGAAAAAGACUAGGGGGGUGGGGGGGGAGGAGAACAGGGAAUUAGUUACAGUGGCGUAAUAUACAUGUAAUGGGGGGAUCCAGAAGGAGAAAAAGGAUUUGGGUAAACAAUGGCUGAAGCUCAAAGAACCCAACACAAAAAGAAACAUAAAGAUGCCAGCGGACAUCAUAGUCAAAUCGAUGAAAACCAGUGUUAAAAAGAACAAUUGUAAAAUUUGUGGAGGAAAAAGACAACAUAUUCACAGAACAAAGAAUAACAACAUACGUCUGGUCAGAAACCAUGCAAACUAGAAGACUGCAGACUUAACAUCAUUACAUUACAAAAGAAAAAGAAGAACCCCCCCCCCCGCCCCCCCGCCCCGCAACCUGGAGUUUGGUUGCCUGUCAAAAACAUCUUUCACAAGUGAAAGCAAAAGACUUCAAAAAAACAAAAUCAGAGAGAGUCCCUGCUUUCAGGAAACGUUGAAGGAAGUUUGGGGGUAGCAGGUAAAGAACACUCUGGAAAUGAAAGGUUCUGGAAAUAGUGAAUGUGUGGGUGAAUAUAAAAGAUUUUUUUCUCAUUUUAAAAUCUUUUGAAAACCAAAGUAAUGACAGUGUAUUUUGGGUUUCGAUCUAUUUAGAAGUAAAGUGUACGACUGCAGUAGCACUCAAGUACAAAUCUUUAAAAAUAGUUGAACAGAUGGCUCUGAGUCAGGAGCUCAGGUGACUUGCGUUUGUAGCAGCUGCACGAUGGAAGCUGUCUGUGUGACGGAUUUGAACACGUGCUGAGUGUUCCCCACGUCUCCACACCCAUUCUCCUCCUCUCUCCACUCUGCCCACCCAGAGGGAGUGCACCACUCUUCUAGGGUUUCUGCUCAGGUUCGCACAGGGAGGUGUGCGCCAGCCCUCCCCGCUCCCUCCUGCUGGCCCAUGUCCAUGCUCUCAGAUGUAAGGGUGUUAACUGCUCCUGGGGACCUCGCCAUCCCUGGUUGGUUUUCUUAAUUCUGAACACAAAUCUGUAAAUAGUUCCUUUAUUAAAUGUUCUUGAGUUGAUCAUUUGAGUGUAACAUUUGUUUUCUGUGACGUGUUAAAUGAGGAACGUUUGACCAACUUUUGAGUAUCAGUUACUGUCCAUGGGGCAUAGGCUGACAUCUGUUAAGAUUUCUCACAUUCAACAUCAAUAUUUUCUCUUUGUGUUUUAGUAAUUCAGUAGAAAUUAUAACAAAGUUCUAUGUGGUUUUUGUUUUGUUUUGCUGCAAAUGUGAAUGGCUCUGGAGGUUGUGAGCAUCUGCUCCAUGUGCCUGUGGGGUUGCAGUUGUUACUAAACCUUCUUCAGUGAUAGGAACCAAAACAUCAUGAGGUCUUCACACUACCUCUGGGUUAGCCGAACAGCUCACAAGAAAGCAUUGCUAUUUGUGUUAAAUAUGUACGGACAAGAAAAAGGUAAUCCACUACUGAGUGAAGAAAAAAAGGAAUGAUGUACUGUACUUCCCUGUACUCUCAUUUUAAAACCUCAUGCUGUGCAAUUAAAAUACUCUUA
Hippopotamus amphibius kiboko is the source of this 5634-nucleotide messenger RNA. RefSeq names its product zinc finger protein 605 (gene ZNF605). NCBI's taxonomy places the organism in Eukaryota, Metazoa, Chordata, Mammalia, Artiodactyla, Hippopotamidae. The record is from RefSeq and is a predicted model, not a curated record. The transcript is spliced from 8 exons. Gene Ontology annotation, biological process: negative regulation of transcription by RNA polymerase II; regulation of cytokine production; regulation of immune system process. The coding region runs from base 483 to 2621 and encodes 712 amino acids.